AUGUCUAUAAGCCUGGAAGGAUUGAUUAGCUAUCUUAUUCGUGACAUUUCUUGCCACGGCGAGCUAGGUUGCUCCGUUUCGUAUGUGUUGACCAAGGUCCGGAGCCUCAGCCAUGACGGUCAGGACCCGGACAAGGCCGUCAUAAUAACCGUUGAGGAUGUAGCCAGCGGUCCCGAGCACUCCUUAUGUUCAGCUGUUUGGGAUUGGCUCAGGGUGCGAGAUGAUAUCUCUGUCGGCCCCGAGCGACGAUGGAAUCACCUCACCCUUGCCGAAAUUCUUGCACUACCCGAGAAUGUAUCCUCCUCCUCGGCAGAGUCUGCUACCGCUAAUCCCGGUCCUGAUCUGGCAUUCUCCAGUUUGCCCGGUCAUCAGGGGCAGCACGGUAAUCAAAGCGAAGGUUCCGACCCCAGCACGCCCCAAGAAACAGAAACACCAAAGCGCCCGAGACUGUACGCCAGCGAAGCGCGAAUGUGGGACUCUAUUGCCGGCCACCCCGCUGAUUUCAAGCGCAUAUCCAAGUUUGAAUGGGCGGCUCUGGUGGGCAUCGCCAGCACUAAGCACGAGGGAAUUCUGCAGAGUGAUCUAUGCCGACUUGUGGGCCAGGACAAGAGGUCACUCCCCAAGAGAACCGAUGCUCUUGCUCAAAAGGGCUACAUCCUGAAGCGCACGACGCUCGUCAGGGGCAUCAAGACGAGCAAGUUAUGGCUCCGCCGCUUUGCACCGAAGCUGCCCCCUGAUCCAACCAAGGUUGUCGACGGCGAAGCCGUUAGCACCCGUUUAGUUUUCGGACCUAUCACGCACGACAUGAACCCCGUCUCUUGGUGCGGCCGCUGGACAGGAAAAUCCAUUGACACUCACGCGUUUGCGAGGACGAGCAUAGAGGUUAUCAAGGAGUGGAAAGUCAUCCGCUACCAGGAUUUGCGGCGGAAGCUCGGAAUCGAGGGCCUCCCAUGGCAGAUGAAGUAUCAGGCCAAGCUGUGUCGCUGGAUGGUGCGGAGAGGCAUCGUUCAGUUUGUCGCCGCCACACUCGGAGACAGGCUUUUCAAGGAUUGCCUGAAGUAUGUACGCGAUUUUACCCCAGAAGAUUGGGAGAUUUACCUCAGAACCGGCAAAAAAACGGCUCAAGUCAUGCCCGGAGGCGAGGCACCCGAUCCAUACCAGCGGCAAAUCGCAGCCAUGUCUCGUGCGGGCGGAACAAGUUCAUCAAAUUCCGGGGGCCGGGGUAAAACUAGACGAGGACAGGGUGCCAUCGCUCCCAAAGACGCUUGGAGUCCCGAGAAACCCCUUUUAGUUGCCAUGAUGGACGUGAUCCGGGGCAAAGGGGUCAAAGGGGUGGCAAACCGGAUGAUUAGCGAGGGCACCAUCGGACCGCCAUUUUGUCGGUUUACAUCAGCUAUCACGACCACGCUUGCUUCACCUUCCCUGCAACCUCCGCAUCUUGCCCAUUUUCAAGUGGCCAGCCGGCUUGAGCGAGUGGAAAAAGCGAUGAUCUAUUUCUACUCCAUGCCACAUCUUACAAAGUCAGGAAGCAUCCUUUCCAUUGCUGCUGCCACUGACCAGGCCCAGCCGGAGCAGGCAUUGGCGACACCUGCCGCAGGCGAUGACGCUAUAUCGAACGAUGCUGGCCGGAAUUCGGAGGAGCACUUUCGGCCGCUCCUCCAAACGGAAUUGAUCGAAGACGCACUCAGUCUGACGGCAAUAUCCCUGGACGCCGGGAUCAAGCGCCCUCGGGAAUACACAAGACGAGAGGCUCAUACUAUCAGGAUCAUGAAGGAUGCGAUUGCACGGGUAGAUGGAGCCCAGGGCGUUGUAUCUGACGGUAAUCAAGAGGAAAAUGAAGCACAGCCGGCAGUCACGGGUGAUGCGAGUGAGGCGCAACCUCUUGUGGUCUUGGAACGUGGCGAAGAGCAAGAAGAGCGCAAUCAUGAUAAACGACGCCCCAAGACGCUCAUUGUUACGUUCAAGAUCAACUCUGCACGGCUUUCAUAUAUUCUUGAGCCUUCACGCAUCCCUCCUUCUGGGAACGCAACUGCUGUUGAUGAGGCUAACGGCCCAGAGGUGACUGCACAAGAGAGAGAUGAGACAGUCGGCCAACAGAAAAACGCCACAGUAGAAACCCCUGGUUCAGCGCCACAAAACAUCGACACGGAGGAGGUGACUGUCGCGACCGAAAACUCACAAGAAGCUUCGUCCCCUUUACCCCCUAUCCCGGCACCCGCCCGGCGAGGACGUCCAAGAAAAGCGGACAGCAAAGGCAAAGCAGAAGCAAAAGCCAGCAAUAAGAAAGGAGCCAAGCCUGGCGUGUUCAAGUGUGAAAAAUGCGGAGGAGUCUGGAAGAACGACAAUGGUCUGAAGUAUCACUUGGAGAAAUCCUCCUCGACCUGCAACUCGUCUUAUGUUCCACCACCCCCGAAGACGUCGCGACGAAGAAGGCCAAGUCCUUCUCCACCUCCACCUCCACCUCCACCGCCUCCCAAUGCUUCCGAGAUGCCCCUGGCUGAACUUACUCCGAGACGACCUGUUCGAGCAGCUGCAAAGAGAGCCGCUCUGGAUACUACUGAAGCGUCUGUUAAGACGACCAAGCAGCUCACGAGGGUACCACACAGCGUCCACGACGCGCCUUUGAUCGCAAGGGUGACACACCGUCGAUAUGCCGAGGUCACUAAAGCCAAAACGUCGUCCGUUAUUGGCAAGGAUGGCCCCGGAAUUUCAGACGAACCUGCCAAGCAAGAAGGGCCAGAACCCUCACUUGAAAUUGAGUGUUCCGCCGGCGGGCUGAUCUCUUCGUCGACUGCAUUGGCCAAGGACGUAUUGCUGGGGCAGAGGCGGCCACUGCUGAAGUCUGUACGGGCAGAUUUGCGCGGAGACAUAUCGCGGGACACCGAUUUUACGCACAGGCGACAUUUGACUCCCAAUGAAGCGGACUUGACUUCAGUGACUGGAGCUCCUCAGCCUUCUACACCUGUGCCCAAGACGACAGAUAGUGCAUGGUCGUUUUCCCAACCCGAAGACUUGCAGCCGAGGCCGGAGCUCUAUGCUGAACAACCGAGUUAUAUCUCUGUCCCUGGUUUCGAGAUGUCGCAACCUUAUGAGCAGAUGGAUACACAUGGCUAUCGCCGGAAUUCCCAACCCCACUGUGUGGCCGAGAUCGUCUUGUAUCUGAUAUAUGCAAACCAAGGCGUGUUUCCCGGAGGUCGCUCCAUUUGGGUUGCCAUACUCUCUAUCUGGGAAACAGCCUUCCCCGACAAGCCGCACCCAAGUUAUAGCAGCUCGCAACUCGUCGUCUCCAGACUUGUCGAGCGGAAGCAAAUCACCAGAGUCACUCACGCUUUUCGGGACUCGAAAGGCAUGUUCAAAUACUGCUACGUUCUUUUGACGCCCGGCAUUGACCCCCUUUCACCUCCUGCUGUCGCAAUCAAAGAGCGGAUCAUCGCUCAAUACCCACAAACCUAUGUCCCGCCAGGUUUCGUUCCCUUGUCUGGGAUGCCGGACGGCGACAACUUCUACGACGACCUGGACGAUAAACAUGCGCGGCCCGGCCGGCAGAGAACUACGAGAGACAUUGAAGUCCUGGAUGCUCCGUUCUACGCCAAAAGAAGAGUUGCCAAGAGGAAGCCAGGCGUUGUGGGACCUGAGGUCAUGUCCCCGAGCAAACGGCCAAGACAAGAGACUCCUAAUACACCUAGAGAGCAAGACAGGCGACGUGACGUCUUUAGGGUGCUUGUAGGGGAGCCUAAAUACGGGGCAAACCAAAAGCCUUCAUUACCACGACAGGAAACGACGAACACGUUCUUGAAGCUCACGUUUCUGGAACCUAAUCAGUUUUUGGGGGACGGAGGACCAGAGGAAUCCUCGUCGGAAGGGGAAGAGAGUGACCUGGGAGAUGGGCUCCAGAAGAAUCACAAUCACGAGGAGUCGCAGGCGUCUAGUAUGCCAGUCUUUGCCGCAAUACACGCCAUCCAGGGCAAAUCGGGACGGUGGCCGCGGCCGUCCCUGAAGUUCUAUGAACGUAUCGAGAGCUUGACCACUAAGGGCUGGAUGCCUGGCCCACAGUGGUUUCUCAAAAGCCGUCUACCGAAGAGCUUGGCGGAUAUCGCUCCCUUCCGCCAUCGCCCUGUAGAUGGAGAUCUUUAUGCUGCCGACGUCGCCUUCGAAAAUCAGGUGAAGGCUUGUAGAAGGUGGGAGCACAGUCCGGACACCAAGCGUCUCAUUAUGCUCGGGACUAUCGCGCCAGAGUACUUCUUUAUCAAUCAUGAAAUGCAGCGGCCAGUCGAGUGGCAACCCCAAGCUCUCGAAUGGCACCCUGAAAACCACCUGAACCUGGAGGAUGACACCGCCGAGCGUCAUCGUGUCCCGUCAGUCGACAAGAGACGUCCUGGACCCAAGAUUAACAGGAAACCCCCGAAGCGGCGCAGGUUGGACUCGACGGGCUCGCAGUCUCCCCCGCCGAGCGACCUCGUACCACAGAUUGACCUGACGACGAGGAAGUUGAUGUCUUGGAAACGGAGUCUGCCCACCGAGGCUGAUGUUCUCUUGUCCGAUCAGGUGCUUGAUGGGGAGGACGACGUUUUGCUCCUCGCAGCUUUCGUCGCAACGAGGACGCUGCUCGGCGGUGCCGACAAGUACAUCGAAUGGGGAUUGUUGAUGAAGCUGUUCCCCCAAAAGUCUCUUGCUUUCUUGCGCAAGUUCUGGAGCAAAGCACGUAAGGAUCGACCGGCCUCGCUUCGUCAGAUCACCGAGCGCUUCCAGAGACGUUUCAUCCCAGCCUACGAAAGGGGCGAAAUAGCUCCCAUCAACUUCGACGACUACGAGGAUUAUGACUGGGCCAGCCUGAUCCGUUGGACGGCCGCCCUCGUUGAUGACACCAUUUCGCUCCCCCCGACUCGGGAGGAGCUGAUUCGGUACUAUUCCCUCGAUUCUACCAUGGCGGACCCCAACGACUGGCAAGAAGAGUAUUACAGUGCCACGUCGUCCCUUUUCAGCAGGCUGGAGGCGUUGACCUCAAAGCCGGCCGUCAUGUGCGUCGACGAACCACAAAAAGCAGGGCCGGAAUGCGAUGACGAAUUGGUCCGCGCGAAGUCCUGGGUGCGUGCCCUCUGCUACACACCAGUGGGCCGGGCAGACGAAACGAGAGACAAGAUGGCCGGAGUCACGGACCGAGGCGAGGAAUACAACAACAGCCUCCUCGAAAGAGCCGUAGCCGCGCUGCAAUAUCAGAGCAUCAUCACGCGCACGAAGAAAAGCAAGAGCGAGCACCGUCCAUACCGGCUGACCGAGGUGUAUCUUCCCAGAUUGCUGAAGAUGAGCAACGUGCAGAAGUUCAUGGAAGCGGCCAACUUCAAAGCCAAGCUGGACGCCAAGUUUCGUCGGAACGAAAAUGUACGAAUCCCGUACGUUCUGAAAGACGGCGAGGUCAUGGCCAUGAUCAACCUCCAAGCCCACGGGCGUGUGAUCAUCACCCCCGUCGACGUACCUCACAUCCCCCUCGGGUUCAAGCCCGGCGUGUACGAGAGCCGCAAGUUCCCCAAAUCAUUCUACAACUUCGGCCUCGAGAUCAGCCCGGCCGCUACGUACCUCUAUGACGAAGACCUCGCCCCCCUCCGGGAGGCCGAAGUGAACCACCCACCCCUGAAGAACCGCGACGGAGCCAUCCCCAUUUGGUGCGACUUCCUCGAGCACAUGAAGUGGGAGCGCUGGGCGCAGGUCCUCGGUGCCGUCACUUUCGCGGUCGCUAUGCGCGGCCCGCUGGACAUUGGCGGCGCGGUAUUUGCGCUGCGACCAUAUCUUGAGGAGUUCGAGGUUCAAAUGGCCCUUGACUGGGGGUUGCAGCAUGAGGUAUUUGAGAGGACGGGGUCCGGCAGCUAUACGGCGGCCGAGUGGUGGUGGCUUGUCGUUGGCAGGCAGGUUGAGAUGGCCAGGAAGGGCGGGAUUAGCAAGGAGGUCGACGAGCAGGAGAGUGAAGAGAGCGAGUUGGAUGAUAGUGAGAUUGAGAGCGGGGGAGGGGAGUGA
Molecule: messenger RNA, 6009 nt
Organism: Sodiomyces alkalinus F11
Lineage: Eukaryota; Fungi; Ascomycota; Sordariomycetes; Glomerellales; Plectosphaerellaceae
Exons: 3
Coding region: 1-6009 (2002 amino acids)
Biological process (GO): transcription initiation at RNA polymerase III promoter; 5S class rRNA transcription by RNA polymerase III
Cellular component (GO): transcription factor TFIIIC complex
Molecular function (GO): DNA binding
Source: RefSeq, a predicted model, not a curated record